This is a messenger RNA of Odontomachus brunneus, 2620 nucleotides long. RefSeq names its product DNA fragmentation factor subunit alpha-like. Bases 735 to 1346 code for a protein of 203 amino acids. Lineage: Eukaryota; Metazoa; Arthropoda; Insecta; Hymenoptera; Formicidae. Gene Ontology annotation, biological process: apoptotic process; regulation of apoptotic process. The record is from RefSeq and is a predicted model, not a curated record. The transcript has 3 exons.
GGGGUAUAAAUAGAAGGGGUAGUUGCACCGUUGACCCAGUGUUGGGUUGACACACGGUCAGUUCAGUCACUCAAGGCAUUCACUCUCUCUUUCUCUCUCGCUCGCGCCGCACAGCCGCUGCCGCCACCGCCUCUCCUUGAGUUCUCAUCUUUUUUCCCUCAUUGUGCGCGUGAAUUGUCGAGCGUGUGCACACCUCACGAGUCUCUUGCUCCUCGAGUCCCAGUUAGUCUUACUAGGUCGAUCCGAUGCAAUCCUGAGCACUGCCCUUUUCAUACUUGCGUUCGCUCGAGCGGAGUACAAUUUUUCAAUCCGAAGAUAUCGGACAGCGGUGCAUCUUGCCUUCUGGUACAUCGUCGAGAAGAUCUUUCCUACGAAUAAGAAGAUACGACGUUAGAAAGGAAGAAAAAGAAGCGUUUGCACACCGUGUUCAGUGUUACGUCUCGCGCAAGGGCGUAUUCCUCCAGCUCCACCUCGCCUCUAUCAUCAGCGCGGAUCAUUCGAAACUUCGGGCACACCGUCGAAGCACCAUAGCAACUAAUGUGCAACGAUCAUCAGGCCUUAGCAACAGCUAGUUCUCUGGAAGAAAGUGAGUCCUUCCUGACUUAAACGUUCGCGCUCACCCAUUGGGCGUUGAUCUCGCAGCAUCGUGACGUGAUAAGUCGGACCUCGAGCUGAUCAUCAGCAACCAGCGAAGUUAAGAGAUUUUCCUCUCUCGCUUAUUAUCCGACGUAACGAUGUCAGACGCACAGGGGAUCACGCAGGGAAUGGGCAAUCCUUACAAGAUAGUCGAUUACACCAGGGAGCGAAGGAAGGGCAUCACCGCUUCGUCUCUCAAGGAUUUGACUAACAUCGCGCGUAGCCGUCUGGCGUUGCCUGUGGACGCGGAUUUGACAAUCGUACUCGAGCAGGAUGGAACAGAGGUGGAUGAUGAGGAAUAUUUUGCCACGUUGGAAAGGAAUACAAGCUUGAUGGUGCUUCACGGUGACCAGAAGUGGAUCGCCGCGGGAAGCAGCAAGGCAACGUCUCGCUACAUCGUCGUGGACGACGUGGAUAACGUGGAGGGUAGUUCAAGGAUCGAUAAGAUCCGACGACAACGAACGCCCAUAGAACCCUUGGUGUCGUCGCUGCAUGGUGAUCCAUCGCAUAUUUCGCUGCUCGGCGGCAACGACUUGGAAUUGCUCAGCGAUAUGGAUCCGGACAGUUUAGCCGAUAUAGUGCCUGACAGACUCUUCCUCGAGCAGCUGAAAGAAGCGUCAGGUAGAUUCUUAGCGGAGAAGCGACAAGCGCAAGAAUCUAUGGCUCUCCUUCAGAUGUAUGCGAGCGGCGGUGAGAUGGAGCGAGCGUAGGCCAUGUGGGGGGUGGGCGCCCUCACAUUGGCUAAUAUGUAUAGAGUGCGACGUCGCAUAUUCUACAAAGGUCGACAGCUGCAACAAACUCUGAUCUUAUUCUGGAAUUGAGCCCAUCUGAUAUCUCACUUUACACAAUAAUAGAAUUAAACUCUUACGGAGAACACGAGCAUCUCAGUUGCUAAAAACAACGUGAUGCACAUGACGUAUCAGUGACGAAGAUCUCGUAUUUUCUCUCGCGCAGAAACACACGAUACGAUGAAUGGAGUGACAGAGAUAUUGUACAGAGACAGGAAACGUGAAUAGUAACGUUCAUACACUCGGCAGAUUUAGUACUGUAAUAAUGUAUAGUUUCGUCUUAUACAUAUUAUUAUAUAUACACGUAGAGAAAGUAGUAGUUCUAAGUUUUUUGUAGAAUUUUUUUAAUCUAUAUACACUAUAUUCAGUGGCACAACUAUGCUUUGGCAAUAUUUUACAUCUUUAGUGAGCGUAUGGAAUUGCUUUGAUACAACAUAAGAACUUGCUAUAUACUGGCAGAAUUAUAUAUACGCGAUUUAGCUACUAACUUGUCUGAAUAUACACAAGGAAGCUGCAUAAAUAGCGGUCUCAAAGUGAAUAUUCCGUCGCGAUAUUGCCAUAUCAAGUAUUAGCGAAACGUGUUUUGUUUAUGGAAUUUUUGUACUUAGAUACGUCAUACCGAGAUUUAGUUCAACGAAGAUCGAUGGAAUAUUUAAGACUGAAUUUAUAGGGAAAAUAAAAGCCAUCCCCAUUAAAAUCACCAACUCAUUGUACACUCACGUUAGUGACGUAAUAGCGACAAAAAAAGUCGAUAUCAGCCCUUUGAUACCAAGCAAAGUUGUGCAUUUGAUAAAAAACGACAUCCGCAAAAAAGAGAGAAAAUAGACAGGUGUUUCUGACAAGAUUAUGCAUACACGUGCGUAACUAGAUACUAAAGAAUUCCAGUUUUAUGAUUACACAUUUGUUACUUGCGUAACAAGUAAUGUCAUAUUUAUAUCUAUGUGAUUCACAAAAGUUGAAAAACAAAGUAAUAUACAUGCGAAUACAAAUGUUGCAUUUUUUAAAGUCGAAAGUGUAUGUCUACUCUCUGCAGAAAUAUCCUGUUUCAAUAUCGUGACGUUCUUUGAUAUAUAUAUCGUAAUAUAAUUACAACACACCUCUCUCUAUGCACUAACUACAUAGUACAUAUUUAUAUUAGAAUUCAUACCACCACCGCGUUGAAAAUUCACGUAACUCGGAAAUAAAAAAAAAAAAGA